CGGCGUAACCUUUCCACUUACACAAACAAAAUGAAGAAAUUUGGCAGCUUUUCGUCUCUAAUCAACCGGCGAUGCUCUACCACCGUCACAACCUAUCUCAGACGGCUAUCAACCAAGGCAUCCGAUGGCCGAGAAGAAUGGAACGAUGCUUGGGAAACAGCGUGGCUCCCUGAAGAUUUAUCCGCGAAAAACCGAGCACCAUGGGAAGCAGAUGUCAAUUUCUCUAUUGCCGAUACACCAGAGGCUCUCGAUCCAGAUACGAAGGCGUUCGUUGAAGACAUGAGUGAUAAUUGGGAACAAAGGAGGAAAAAGGCCGGGGGUAAGAGCAAGCGACAGGAAGAAGAAGAAAGGCUGCUGAAGAUGAAAGAAGAAGGGAAAUCAUUGUAUAGUUUGGAGAAUGUGAAAAUGGAUUAUAGGGUUAUGAAACAAAGGGUUCAUGCUGGGUUAUGGGUUAAAGAGAUUGAGAAGAUGGAAGAGGCCAAAUUGGGUGAUUCCGGUGGUGGCGCUGGUGAUGAUCUCGAUAGAUUCCUUGACAGCGCCUCUGAGAUUUUCGACUCAAAACCUACAGAUUCCUCCGAUUUGAAGAACAAGCCAGAUGGAUGGGAAACAACAUCAAAGGCACAAGAUGGGAACAUCUGGGAAAUGACCCAAAGAGAAGAAGACAUUCUUCUUCAAGAGUAUGAACGUCGAAUUGCCUUCAGCAAAUUCCAGAUCGCUAGCUUUAUAAAACAACACAUAUUCAGUAGAAGGAGACCGAUUGAUGGAUGGAAGUACAUGAUUGAAGAAUUAGGGCCGAAUGCAAGAAGAGGGAAGGGAAGUGUUACAAGAUUACCUAGUCUUGCUGAUGCCUCAACUCAACCAUUUAAAGAGGAGAAGAUCCCAAUUAGUACUGCUGUUCCGACUAGGGGAAGAUAGGCCAGGUGGCACUUGAGAGCAUCCACAAUGCUAUAUAACUUUUCAUCAACUUAUUUAUAGGAUUUAUUUAAUUUUGUUUAUUUUAUAUUAUUAUCUUUGUAUAUUUUGGAUAUUACCAUUGGUUGAAUAUCUGGUAAACAUACUGUUGUAUGAGUUCUGGCUUUUGACGAUGAAUAGAAUUAGUGCUCAGUAUUCAUGGUUCUAUUUGCAACUAUUUUGGCAAAAUACAUUUG
Lactuca saligna is the source of this 1148-nucleotide messenger RNA. The record is from the annotation of a GenBank genome assembly. NCBI's taxonomy places the organism in Eukaryota, Viridiplantae, Streptophyta, Magnoliopsida, Asterales, Asteraceae.